CCAAGCUUUUCCCACUAAUGCUCUUGAAUGAGGGGUGCCAGCACCUCCCUUGACUUCAGGAAAUGAAGCUGCCCCAAACAUUCCCCCUUACUCUUCUCUUCCUCAGUUGCCUAGAUGGUAACCCUUCUAAGAAGGGUAGGGAUACCAGUGAAAAAGGAAAACCUUCUUUCCCUUGGGCUCAGUCUGGACAGUUCUCCACCCGUGACAAGCAUCUGUGCAGCUGGCAACUCAUCUCCAGAGAGAGGGAUACAGAACUCCAGCUCACCUGUCAGCCAGCAGAAGGAGAGGCACAGAGGUGUGUCUACCGGGGCCAGCCAGAGUUAUGUGCAGCCUACAGUGCAAAAGGCCGUCAGUUCUGGAAGCAGAUCUUAGGAAAGCUCCGCCGGAAGCGCCAUCCCUGCCAGGACACCAGCCCUCUCAAAUCCCGGCUUUGUAGCAGCAAGAUGGAGACAUCUGAAGCUCAACUGCACCUUGUACAAACCACACCAAGCACACCAAGCACAGACGUCCCGGUGGCCACUGCAAAUGUCACUCAAGGAAGUCCCAAGGGGAAAAGCCAUGGCAAAAACCUACCAGCUUCACAGAGAUCACCACAAGCACACCAAGAUAUGAUCAUCACCAAUCCAGCAAAGAAUGGUGCCUUGAGGAAGCAAAAGAAAGGGGGGAAGAGAAAAGGAAACGCCAACUCUUCAGCAGCCCCAACUCGUCCAACCCCUAGGCAGCCUACAACAGCAGUUGUGGAAGGCACUGUACGGCCCACAGAGCUCAACGCCGAUGUGGUAGAGGCUUAUUGUGAAGAGAAAUGGCAUUCCUUGUGUAACUUUUUUGUAAAUUUCUGGAAUGGCUGAACUUGCAGGGUAAGAGGAAGAGGGGGGGAUGGAAGUGUACAGAAGAAGAAUUAGUGAUAACUAUGGAAGGGAUGGUUUGAUAUAAGGGCAGAAACAAAGAAAGUCAGGUGAAAUGAAAAGAUUGUGGGGCAACAAUGAAAGAUUUGUAAUUUUGUGCAGUUCUGGGGCUUUAUGUGAUACAUAAUUUACUCACGCCUACUAAUCUUGAUAAGAAAGUCACUAAGGGUGUGUAGAAGUUACUUUUGCAUAGGAUUUGUGCAUUAAUAUACAAUACAGCUCCUUCCUCGUCCCAUACUAGAGGGGAUCCAUUUGUAGUACACACCUUUGCUGCUUCAGAUAAUUUCUUACUUUACAAUCACUGAGAUACUAAUCUGUAAUUGUAAAAAAAUUUACAGGAUUAUCAGUCGCUUAUGGAGCUUUAUUUCAUAUUUUGGAAAUGUCUAA
Ahaetulla prasina is the source of this 1292-nucleotide messenger RNA. It is a transcript of the gene FGFBP3, whose product is annotated as fibroblast growth factor binding protein 3. Gene Ontology annotation, molecular function: growth factor binding. The transcript has a single exon. Bases 63 to 848 code for a protein of 261 amino acids. NCBI's taxonomy places the organism in Eukaryota, Metazoa, Chordata, Lepidosauria, Squamata, Colubridae. Gene Ontology annotation, biological process: cell-cell signaling. The record is from RefSeq and is a predicted model, not a curated record.